Branchiostoma floridae (Florida lancelet) is the source of this 3819-nucleotide messenger RNA. Its product is annotated as procollagen-lysine,2-oxoglutarate 5-dioxygenase 1-like. Lineage: Eukaryota; Metazoa; Chordata; Leptocardii; Amphioxiformes; Branchiostomatidae. Gene Ontology annotation, biological process: peptidyl-lysine hydroxylation. The coding region runs from base 81 to 2285 and encodes 734 amino acids. The record is from RefSeq and is a predicted model, not a curated record. Gene Ontology annotation, cellular component: endoplasmic reticulum. The transcript is spliced from 20 exons. Gene Ontology annotation, molecular function: L-ascorbic acid binding; procollagen-lysine 5-dioxygenase activity; iron ion binding.
GGGGUGAUGUACGUAAGCUGGAAGAGCCGCACGUCCCUAACAGGCUAUAUGCAGACGACAAAUCCUGAACGCUGGCAAAGAUGGCGGCAAGACGAGAUUCGUCUAUUCUAGCGGGACUGGCUUGUGCCGUAUUCAUCCUUUUAUGCUCAGUAUCAGAAGUCAGUAGUAAUCGGGAAGGAAGGAAGUUUGUUACUUUCACUGUUGCAACUGAUGAGACUGAUGGCUUCAAGAGGUUUAUGAGAUCAGCAGAUAAGUAUAAUAUUCAAGUGCAGGUGUUGGGAAUGCACCAGGAAUGGCUGGGGGGAGAUGUCCAGAACAAUAUUGGCGGAGGGCAGAAAGUUUUGCUGCUGAAGGAGGCCCUGAAGAAGUACAAAGAUGACAAGGACCUCGUCAUCAUGUUUUCUGACAGUUACGAUGUGAUCAUCACUGCAGAAAAGGAGGAGAUUUUGCGAAAGUUUGAUGACUUCAAUGCCAGAGUAGUGUUUGGAGCUGAGGGCUUUUGCUGGCCUGACAGAACCCUUGCGGACCUCUACCCGGAAGUACGACUCGGUAAACCAUAUCUCAAUUCUGGAGGCUUCAUUGGUUACGCUUCGGAACUUUACCAGAUAGUGAGUCAUACAUCUAUCCAGAACCAGCAUGAUGAUCAGCUCUACUACACCAGGAUCUUCCUCAACCCUGAACUGAGAGAAAAGUUCAAAAUGAAACUUGACCAUACAUCAGAAAUCUUCCAGAACAUGAAUGGUGCAGGAGCUGACCUGACCCUGAAGUUUGAUGAUGACAAGACCAGGUUAAGGAACAGAGUAUACAACACAGAACCUUGCAUCAUCCAUGGAAAUGGACCACAAAAGUUGGUGCUAAAUCAUAUUGGGAACUAUGUUGCUGAUAGCUGGUCCUUUGAUGAAUGCCACAGUUGCAAGGAAAAUACUUUCAGCUUGAAGACGUACAAGAGAGAUGACUACCCUGUUGUUGUGAUAGGACUGUUUAUUGAGCAGCCUACCCCAUUUGUUCCUGAAUUCUUGAACAAGAUCUACAACUUGGACUAUCCCAAGAACAAGAUUGUGCUGUUCAUUCACAACCAUGAGGAACACCAUGCAGGUGAUGUGCAGGAGUUUGUGAAGAACUAUGGUGGGGACUACAAGGCAGUGCGAGAAGUCACCCCCAGUAUGAACAUGAACCAGUGGUACGCCAGGAAACAGGGCCUAUCUGAGUGCAUCGGUGUCAAGUGUGACUACUACUUAUCAGUGGAUGCUGAUGUACAGAUUACCAACCCCAAGACUCUACAGAUCCUGAUACAGCAGAACAGAUCUGUCAUUGCUCCCAUGGCUACCAAGUAUGGUAAGCUGUGGAGUAACUUCUGGGGUGCCAUUGGUGAUGAUGGCUUUUAUGCAAGAUCGGACGACUACAUUGACAUUGUGCAGGGCACCAAAAAAGGUGUGUGGAAUGUGCCGUACAUAAACAAUGUGUACCUUAUCCAUGGAAGUUUGCUUCAGCAGCCGAAGACCAUGCCAAAUUUUAUUGUGGGUCAGCUAGAUGCAGAUAUGGCCUUCUGUGCAAGCUUAAGAGAAAAGGGUAUCUUCAUGUAUGUAACCAAUAUGGAUACUUUUGGUCGGCUGACAACAACAACAAGCUACAGCACAGAGCACCUCCAUCCAGAUAUGUGGCAGAUGUACGACAACAGACCUGACUGGGAAGAAAAGUAUAUUCACGCAGAUUUCUACAAGAUGUUGGACCCUAAAACAGAAGUUGAAAUGCCAUGUCCAGAUGUGUACUGGUUCCCAAUAGUUACGGAAACUUUCUGUAAGCACCUUGUGGAGGAGAUGGAGAACUAUGGAGAGUGGUCUGCUGGGAAGAAUGAGGAUCUCCGCCUAUCCAGUGGAUACGAAAAUGUACCAACAGUCGAUAUUCACAUGAAUCAAAUUGGUUUCGAGCGCGAGUGGCUUCAUUUCCUCAAGGAGUUUGUGACGAAACUACAGGAAAAAGUAUAUCCUGGGUAUUACUCCGAGGCUCAGGCAAUUAUGAACUUUGUGGUUCGCUACCAUCCACAAGAACAGCCGUUCCUGAGGCCCCACCAUGACUCAUCUACCUUCACCAUCAACCUUGCUCUCAACAAAGCUGGCGUGGACUUUGAGGGAGGAGGUUGUCGCUUCCUUCGUUACAACUGCUCCGUAACCAACACAAAAAUGGGCUGGUUACUGAUGCAUCCUGGUCGUCUGACCCACUAUCACGAAGGCCUGCCAACUACAAAUGGAACAAGAUACAUCAUGAUUUCCUUUGUGGACCCUUAAACCUCCAGCGCAGGCGAGUAUUGUAGCAUCAUGUAAAACUUCAGACCAGUUUUAUGGUGGCUGAACUGCAUCUCCUGAUAUCGCCAUUGCAUUGUUUACAGUAUGUACAAGUAAACCUUGUCAGGUUUGGUUAAUUACAUAGUGCCAACUUUUUGUAUUUACAUAUAUCUUGCAUAGCUGAUGUAAAUUCAUGUGUGAACUGGUCUGUUUGACCUUAUUAUGUAUAAUUUGGAGAUUCAUGUCACUACCUGUACUGGCAUUUUUUUUAAUGCAACUGUCAGCUAACAUGGAGCUUUUCAUUCCCCUAAAAUAUACAUGUAUUUAUUACACAGCUGCAAAGUUUACUUGUCAGACUUUAUUGUACUUAGACAUCAGCAUGCUUGAAAGUUGUUCUGUGUUCGUAAAAUUUACUCCAAAACAGAACCUUAACUGUGAUUUUCAAAACAAAGACACAGAUUUUCCACUGUAUGGCACCUAUUUUUGUCUUUGUUAAGAAAUAAACAAUUCACUGCUUCUGAAAUGUCACUUUCUGUACAUAUACUUGUUGCAUAGACAUGUAGCUUUCCAAAGAUCCCCAACAACUGAUCCACUGCUGAUCGAGUUAAGGGUUCAAUCUGCAUAAAGUGACACCAGGAAGCAUUCAUUGACAAGGACAAGUACAGUGGAAAAUAAAUGGAACUUUUUUCUUUUGUUGGAAAUCUCAUUUAAGGUCCACAAUCACCCUCAAGCAAUGUAUUACAUGUAUUUCUUUAGUGAUGGUUAAGUUUUUGUCCAAAUGGACAACAGAUCUUGAUACUUGUAACUCUCUUUUUAUGCCAAGGACCAACAAUCAUGAAUUUUGUAAUUCUCUUUGUAUCUGUAGUUUUGAUAUUUAAUGUGUUCAGAAGUAAGUGACAAAAUGGGAUGCCUACAUGUAUACAUGUACAUGUAAUCAUAAGAACUUGUCACAUGUUGCAGUAUUGGAGAGAUUGCACGUUAUUCUAUAGAUAUAAAUAUAGACCAUAUUUUUGUAGUCAAAGGGGAUGAAUCAAUUCUCCAUACACACAGAAUUGAUGACAUUUGCAAAGUGAUAUCUGAGUCCUAAGUUUAUCUUGUUGACAGAGGGUUUUGACACUUCAAAUUCAAAAUCAAUGAUAUUACAAUUCAUUUACAGCUGUUGGGGUUCUUUUGCGAAUUUCAAAAGGUUGCACUUAAGCUGUUGAUCUGUGAGCAAUAAUGAUUCCAAGGAUGGCACUCUACCCCAAGAUGUAAAAUUGUAGCUAUAGUAUUCAUCAUCAUUAGUCCUGUAAUUAGUCAGUGGUAGUUUUACCGUAUGAAAUAUUAUCAUGUAUGUUUGAAAAUUCCUUUUCCUUUUUAACAUUUGAGCAGUUUGUCAACAGGGUUAUUUUAAGUUCAUUUUGUAGAGAGAAUGCCUUAUGGGCUGCUGUUAGUUUACCUUCUUAUAUAUCUUUAUAACCAGCGUGUGGUAUCAUUGGCAUAUAUAGACUGCAUACUUUUAGUCUUGGGAAUUAAAAUUAAUGAGUCUUGCAAAGUA